AGUACGCUGCCAAUCAUAGUCGGGUGGUUGUAGUUUUUGUUAUUACGUGAAUACAAAGGCUAAAGAGGUAGGAAAUGUGAUCUAUUUUACAGAGGAAUGGCAACGGUAACUUUUUGCCUUUAACUGUGAAAAGCGGAAAUUCCUGUCGUAAGGCAGAACACGUCGGAUGGACUCGUGAAAAUCUGGACAAAAUGUCGCUACUGCCGACAACGGUACGUUCAACGAAUAGAUGAAGAUGGAGGAACAAGAAGACCUAAGGGAGCAGUUAUUUCACAAUACUGUACGAGAAAACAUUAUAUUUUUCCUGCUCUUCUUGAUUCUGUAUGUUUCAAGUUACGCUUUGAUUGCGAAGUUUCGAAGAAGAGAUCGCGAAGAUUAUUUUUCUGUAGAUGAAGAUGAAGCAACCGUCUACAAGAUCAGUUUGUGGUUAUGUACUGUUGCUCUGACGGUUUCCGUUGGAGCAACUUUGCUUCUUCCAGCUUCAAUCGCUAGCAAUGAAGUGCUGAUUUUAUAUCCGAACAGUUAUUAUGUUAAGUGGCUCAAUAGUUCAUUGAUCCAAGGUUUGUGGAAUCAUGUGUUUCUCUUUUCAAAUUUAUCUCUCUUUGUAUUUCUACCAUUCGCAUAUUUAUUUACGGAGUCAGAGGGAUUCGUCGGCUAUAGAAAGGGUGUAAUGGCCAGAGUUUAUGAAACUGUAACGGUUCUUUGCCUAUUAGGGACACUUGUAUUAGGAAUAAUUUGCUCAGUAAGUAUAUUAACCCCUUCCCUACGAAUGCAUUUUUCAUCUCUCUUAAAUUUAUGGAGUUACUAUUUACCUUUUCUUUAUUCUUGUGUUUCUUUUGUUGGAGUUGUUAUGUUAUUGCUAUGUACACCAAUGGGGUUUGUACAGUUAUUUGGAGUAGUUGGUUCAUUUCUUGUAAAACCGCAGUUCCUAAAGAAUUUAGAUGAAGAAUUUUUCGCAUACAGACUGGAGGAAGAUUGUAUUCGUAGAAGACUGCAACAUGCAAAAGCAACGGGAAAAUCAUACGUUUCACCAGUGCCUAUGUCAAUACCAACUUGUGGUUCAGUGCUUGAAGAUGACGAGUUUCUUAACGUAAAUCCGAGCUUGAUGUGCUUAAGAAACGGUGCUCUCCAGCGUGGAUUAGCUCAACGUUUGGAAGACAUUCAGAAACGGAGAAAUAUUUUAGAUCAGCAAAGACGAACCUGGUGGGUUCGUCGAACUUUGCUCUAUCCUUUAGCCAUGCUAGCGUUACUUAUACUUUCCACUACCACAGCCUUGUUAGCAGUUCAAAAUACCUUAGAGCUACUUAUCGGUAUUAAAGCAUUGCCUUUAAGUACACGGCAAUUUACCCUGGGUAUCAGCUCAUUGUCAAAGCUAGGUCCCAUUGGAGCAACAAUCGAAGUGACAGUAAUUUUAUACCUCGCUGCCACGAGCGCAAUAGGUUUGUAUACCCUUCCUGGUGUCAAGAGUGUUCGGCCACGACUUCAUUCCACACCACUUACUCAUCUUAUCGCAAAUUGCGCUCUACUUCUUGUACUAAGCUCAGCAUUGCCACUGUUAUCUCGAAUAUUAGGUAUGACGAACUUCGAUUUACUCGGCGAUUUUGGGCGUAUUGAAUGGCUUGGUAACUUUAAAUUAGUACUAUUCUAUAACUUAAUCUUUGCUACAGCAGCAAUUGGUUGUCUAGUAACAAAGUUUACGGCCACUGUCUGUAAAGAAAUUUACGCCAGGUUAAGGAGCAGUCUGGUAGGAAUUUUUAGAAGCGAAAAUAAGAAAAGUUCUUUAGGAAUGUUUUCUAUGAAAGAAGAUUAGACUGACUUACAUUGUAAGCAGAAGAAAAAUAUAGAAAUUUUGUGUUAAUUUUAA
Molecule: messenger RNA, 1864 nt
Organism: Eufriesea mexicana
Lineage: Eukaryota; Metazoa; Arthropoda; Insecta; Hymenoptera; Apidae
Gene: lili
Product: LMBR1-like protein lilipod
Exons: 10
Coding region: 230-1810 (526 amino acids)
Biological process (GO): signal transduction
Cellular component (GO): plasma membrane
Molecular function (GO): transmembrane signaling receptor activity
Source: RefSeq, a predicted model, not a curated record